UCACGUGGUGGGCGGGGCGGCCCGCGGCGCGGUGAGGAGGGGCCGCGCGGGGCCGGGGGCGCGCAGAGCGUCCAGACCGCCCAGAUCGCCGCCAUGUUCGGGGGGCUCGGCAGGUGCUUCGAGGAGGAUCCCUUCUUCAGGGAUCCCUUUGCUGCCCACCAUGAGCACAUGAGGCAGAUGAUGAGGAGCUUCUCGGAGCCCUUCGGGAGGGAGCCAUUCCCGAGCCUUCCAGAGGGCAGGGACAGAGGGGAGCGAGCACUGGAGCGGAGAGCGCGCCCGGACUCGCGGCUGGCACCGCGCGGGAACCGCAGGGCAACAAGCUACUCCCUCAUGCCCUUUGCAGGCUUUGGGAUAGGGGACGCAGAUUUUGGGGAUCCAUUUUCUGCCAUGGACAGGAUGAUGUCAAACAUGAGGAACAAUAUGCUGGAAAUGCACAGGAAAUUUGAUGACCUGUCCAUGAACCCCGAUGGACACACGUUCAGCUCCUCCUCCAUGAUGACUUAUUCCAAAGUGGGGGAUGAACCUCCAAAGGUUUUCCAAGCCUCGGCCCAGACUCGCACGGCCCCGGGAGGUGUUAAGGAGACAAGAAAAGCACUUAAGGAUUCUGAGAGUGGCCUGGAACAAAUGGCCAUUGGCCACCACCUCCAGGAUCGGGCUCAUGUCAUCAAAAAAUCCAAGAACUGCAAGACGGGGGAUGAGGAGAUGAACCAAGAAUUCAUCAACCUGGAUGAAAAUGAGGCCGAGAGCUUUGAUGAGGAGUGGCAGAAGGAGGUCAUGAAGUUCAGGCCAUCCAGAACUAGAAGCUCUUUAGAUGCUCCAAAAUCCAGAAGUAUCAAUUACAAGGAGAAUGGAUCAAAAAGAGAGAAGCUACUUGGAACUGGAGGUUCCAGGGUGCCCAAAGAUUCCUUGGAGUCUCUCAGUGUGAGAGGAACACACGUCCCCCUCAACAGAAGCAGCAGGAAAUAAGUGGCCCCAUUCCCCCGGGAUGGAGUUUAUGGUGCUCAUGUCCAGACAAAUACACGGGAUAUGUGACCAAGCUCUGUUUGUGUUGUGCCUUUGCUCCUCCUGGAUGUUCCUCAACCUUCAGCUCCUCAGUUAAACCCUCUCCUUUCAGUGAACUAAAAACCCACCAACUUUCUGCCUAAAAGCACUUUAUGGAUUGUCACCAAUUCUGUUAAAAAAAAGCAUUGAUUGGUGAAGUUUUUCUGCUACAACUGCACCAGUCUCAGACUUUAUCAAGCCUGGCAGUGCAGCUACUUUUCCCCACUCUAUAAGUUGCACAGGAAAUAAAUUCUCUUCAGUUUGUGUGGCUGAAA
Neopelma chrysocephalum (saffron-crested tyrant-manakin) is the source of this 1316-nucleotide messenger RNA. RefSeq names its product myeloid leukemia factor 1 (gene MLF1). NCBI's taxonomy places the organism in Eukaryota, Metazoa, Chordata, Aves, Passeriformes, Pipridae. Gene Ontology annotation, biological process: regulation of DNA-templated transcription. Bases 94 to 966 code for a protein of 290 amino acids. Gene Ontology annotation, cellular component: cytoplasm; nucleus. The record is from RefSeq and is a predicted model, not a curated record. The transcript is spliced from 8 exons.